Molecule: messenger RNA, 7579 nt
Organism: Schistosoma margrebowiei
Lineage: Eukaryota; Metazoa; Platyhelminthes; Trematoda; Strigeidida; Schistosomatidae
Source: the annotation of a GenBank genome assembly
GCAAUUUCCGUUGUAUUACUGACAUAGCGUGAUGUACCCCCGUUUGCUAACAAAUACAUUGCCAUACACACAUACCUUGUUCUAUCUUCACUUGUGAUUGAGCUAACUGCAUUCUAAAUCAAACAUUAUCUGCAUUUAUAGACUGUGGGUCGGAAUAUAUCAUACCUAACAUUGGUUUACAUUACUGGAGAGUCCAACAACCAAACAUUUAUAAUUGUGAAUUUUCAGUAUCAGACCCAAUCCGAACACGCAUCAACUUGGUGAACUUAAGUAAAGUCCCAAUUUUUCUGUUGUAUUUGUAACAAUUAACAUUAUUAUUUACUCUUAAUAACUUGGUUAAUAUUUUUUUACGUUCAUUUCUGUCUUGUCCACCACACUAUACCGACUUUCAGUAUUAAUGUAAUACAGCAUGUUGGAUCUGUACAGAAGUUCACUUCAUAGAAAAAAUUAGGAAGACCCUUUAAAACUUUAUCCUCACAACACCGCUGUUCCCUUCCCAGGUCCCGGUAUAUUGACUUGUUUGAUAGGUGCUACCCUAGGCUUGCUAUACAACAAAACACUGGUGUUUCCUGCAAAUAAAUAACCCAUGGGCAAGCAGCUGCUCCAUAACUGAUCUCCAAGUCAUCACUGAAUCGAUUUAAUUUCACCUUCGCGUCGGGUCUGUCAAUUCUCUUCUUGAUCUCCCGAGACACCUCUGGAAACAUCAGCGCAAUCAAAAACACUCAGCUCUAUUUUAGGUAGUUGUAUACCUACCAUAACAGGCGCCAGUAGCUUUAUGCUCUUCUCUAAUAUUUCAGGUUUCUGCUUCAUGUCUAAACUACGAUCUUUCAUGUCAUCUACUAUCGAAUCAGAACUAGCGUCACUAUUAUUGUAAUUAACCCUAUUUAAGUCUGAAUCAUAUGACAUAAGGGUAUCAAAAGAUACUAUGUCAAAAGGGACUCGUCAUUUGACUUGACUUUAUUGACACCAAUCAGAUUCGAGCUUGACUUUCUUCAACGUACAUAAGACGAAAGUUGAACUGUCGUUCAGUGCUCUACAAUUAAAAAAUAAACACUUCUCUUCUGCAUUACAAAAGCAGUAUCAUAAUAUCCAGAUUGUUAAUGGUAGACACGCGGAUGCCUUAUGCUUUAGCAAUCAUGCAACCUGUGAAUCCAUAAUGCAGCGUGAAACGUGCAUUACUUACGAAUGAUAGUGUAAAAAUGUUAGCUGAAUCAGGAACAGUUAAGUCUGUGAACACUUGCGAAACCAACUAAAAAUAAGAUAAAGAAUAGUAUAAAGAUAAAUAUUUACCAGCAACUAAUAAAAAAAUAUUCGAUUAUAGAUCGUACGUGCAUUUAACUCAUCCUUUUUUGUUCCAUUAUGCACGCUUAUUCACUUUAUCUCUUGCGUCGUGCAUAAAGCCUGGCUCGCAAUACCCAUCGCGUGUGUUAUUUGGUUUUCUGGACAGGCGGCACAUUAGAACCGUAAACACAUAACAUCUAUAAAUAUAUAUGGACUUAUGUUAGUUUGCUGCGAAUUGUUCUGUAGAAUUUGUCACUACUUAUACCAAUUUUACUUUUAGUUUCACGUAAGGUAUAAGUUAUUGCUAGUUUGGGUGUCAACACUUGGGCUAGGCAUGCUUUGGUUGAAUUCCGAAGAUCAUCACAUGCAAUCUCGGAUAAUCUGGUCGCCUGAGAUUUUAUAAACAGCUUCGGUUUGCGCACCCGGGCAGUAUCACAGCCCUCACACACAUCAAAUGAGAUUUGUGUGGCGCAUGCGGCUUAUUUACCUGAUGGGAGAUUUCUAGCUGUGUUUAACAGCUCAAUCGUCUCGAGGAUCAGCAGGCAUUUGGUAGAGCAGCAUGUACUGCAUAGCCAACGUAGUAGUGGUUUGCAAUACCUUUAAAAUGCAGUCGAUGUGUCCUGUGCACACAUGAUACUACUUGUUGGGGGUAUCAUAUUACAUUCAAUCCUCGACUAGAAAGAAACAUGGGUUGCCGCACCGAUGUUUUGUUGGGGCUAUUUAAUUUGUUAAUUGGACACAGAGAACAAAGAAAUUUGUCAGCACCGGAAAUAGCAAAAGCAAAAAUCAUUUAUGGAUAAUGUCCUGAAAAUUCUAAAAAUGAUGGACACUGAACAUCAAAAAGUUUUUUAUGUCGUACUCAAAAAAUGAGUACGGAAAACCUGCUAUACAAGUGAACUGGUUGGUCCACUAAACGAGAGCCGCUUGAUAAAUCUUUUUUUCUGCACUGACAAUAUGAGUACAAUCCAAUGAACUAAUGUUAAACUGACAUUAUCGAGUAGUCUAUUACUAGUAGCUCAAUAUUUAGUUUAAGUAAGUAUUAAAGUAGCUUUCACAUUUUAGGACAUAAUCGAAAUUCUAUGAUUUACUCAGCAAGGAAAAAGUACCACCUUUUAUUAGGGGAAAAUGACCCAUGUAACAGGCAUAGUCGUGUGAGCGAAAAUAUAUCAAGUAGAGGGAAGUAUGACAAGAACUGCUACAAUGAGUAGAUAAAAAGCAUAUGUUCUCAACCAGUUUGAAUGUAAUAUAUGGGAAUAUAUUCAUUGUCACUGAGAAACGUGUUCAUCCCUCAUAGGGUUCUGCAGUUAAAUGGGAUAAAAACUACGAGUUAAACUUUAAAAACUAGCAUGGCAGAACUGGCAAACUAUUAUUUUCCUGGAAUCUUCGUCCGGGCGGUUGUAAAGCGUUUUUGGUAGUUAAGACAUGGUUAUCAUUUUUCUGAAAAUGACAGUUAAAACAAGUCAAUUAUUAAUAAUGAAAGUGGCCGUGGAGUAAUUCUUAAAGUAAUCGCUCUUAGUCUCUACGGAAAUAGAGUAAACAUCGAGUUUUCUCGCGACUCUAUAGAAGUUGCUGUUAUUAUUUUCUCUAGUAGGGACUUCUACUGUUUGCUGAUCCUAACCACUGGAAAGCUUGCACAGAUUUCUGUAUGAGUUCGUUUAUAUUCUUUUUAUAAAUGGAUAUCCUCUUAGGUGUAAUUUAUUACUAAGAUGAAUCGUUGGUCUGUUAUGGUGAAGAGGACCAUGAGGAAAUUAUACAUCUGAAAAUUAUUCCCCCUAAUUCUUUUGUACUGCACAGGUUGGAAGCUUGGGAUUUCCUGCAGAUCUGCGUAUGGAUUUUUUUUAGUCAGAGCACCUUUGUAGUUGCUGUUCUUGGAACGCUUUCGAAACGAACACUAUGCUUCUUAAAGUAGGAGGAUAACGCAGAAUUUUUCUCCAGAUGAAGUUUGAAGUAAACACUGAAAUUAGUUCUCAAUGGUUCCGAGACUAGGUUUCCCAAUGUUCUGGAAAGAAACUUAAGGACAGAAUAUGACUUGUUAGCUGGAGAAUGCCAAAGGGAAUGGAAAUUGGGGUACCACACAGUGUUGUCCCAGUCAUUUUACUAUGGUAAGGUGUGUGAUGCAUCUAUCACCCAAGAAUUACUAGGUGGAUAGAGUGUCUGUUGGCAAUGGGAAGUCUCCAAAUACAACUUGUGAGAAAAAAAUUAAUAUCGAUUCAAGCUGAAUUUAGUGUGAAUAUUAAGUCAACUUUCAAUACAUUUUCUCAUUACUUUGUAGGCAUCCAAUGUAUUUUCACUAUGAUUUCUGUUCAUUGACAAUGUAUUAGUUUAUUAAUUAUGACCGAUUUAAUAGAUAUAUAGAUCAUUAACCUAAAUGUAUUUUCUAUUAGGAAGUUGAAGUUUUUACUCUAGUUAAUGUUGCAUGGAAGACACGAAUAAAAGUAUUUUCGUUCGUCAUAUUAACAACAGAGUUGACAAUUAGUAGACCAGCACACGCAUCUGUCAGUAUCAACAUUGUUCAUCUUUAACAUUCUAAAUCUGUUGGUACUGGUAAGAAGGUGGUUUAUGUUCCUCAGUUCGGGUUUUUCUGAAAAACUAUGGUUUUCAAUUAUUGUUAUUAUUAUAAAAUUUAAUGUUCUGCUUACUAGAACUAAUCCUAGUUGCUGAGAAUUGCAUAUUUUACGGAGUAUAUAGGACUAAACAAAACAGUUAUUAGUAAUAUUACUAUUAAAGCACCCCAAAAUAGUUGCGUGUGAUUUGUCAUUCAAAUUUUUUUCUGAUCUAAUAUAAUAUUUGUUAAUCUUUUCACUCAUAUCGUGAAAAGGAGCUUGUAUAGUGAGACCGUAACUUUCCCCGGAUCUUUUUUUACGGUGACAGUACCCAUUACAAAUUGAUGAAUGCAGUUAGGCAUAGGAACCAUGACAAGCCAGUGUUACUCCUCACAUUCUUGUAAAGUUUACAGGUAUGGACACUCCUUUUUGUGCCAUUUUAUAUAGGAUAAAUCUAAGGACUUGCUUUAGUCGGAUAAUGUGAGCCCUAGCAUAUUUUAGUGACUUUUUCGAGUUAUUAUACAUUAGUCUAUCUGUCUUUGUCAUCUGAAGCGCAAAUUAAUUGUUAACUAUAUAAGAAGUCUUAAGAAUUUACUUCUGGGUCGUUAUUGUUGAAGAAUUUUCGAAUAGUCUGAUAGUUAUUUUACUCCCGGGAGUAAAGUAGACAUUCUUACAUCACCUGUGUUCAGAUUGUUUUAUACUAAAGCUUACCAUCUGACUUUACAAUCUGUGGGUCGUUUGACAAGUCAUUUCUUAAGAAAUCAUUUCAUAGACGUAUUAUUUACUGGAUCGAAUCCUCCAUAAGAUUAAAUAAAAAUAAGAGUUCCACUACUUACAACAGUCUAGAUGAUAGACCGCAAAAUCAUAUCGGUUAAACACUAAUGAAAACAUAAUUUAUAUAUGAAGGCCUUAAUAUAUACUGGCAUGUAACUAAUGUGAAGUACAGUUGAUUCCAUGUUGAAAUUUCUAAUCUUUGAGUACGAUUUAUUUGUAAAACGCUUAGGCGUUCUUAAAAUGAUUUUCUGAAUAUAUAUAGUUAUAACGCUCGCGAUUUACUUCGUCUAUUUUUAUAACGGUUGGGUUUCCACGUUACACGUAUGGGACGUUGAUUUACUUUAAACGAUUAUCUACACCAGACCCCUCCCAGUGUCUACUCUACAGGACGUCAACACAACUAAGAUCAAGAACAUGUAAUUAGUCUGACCACAACGUUAAUAUAUUCCCACACCAAAACCCGUCACAAUCCACAACAAUGAACAAACAAUAAUAAGUGUGUUGCAAUGAUAAGAAUAAAGGAAUAUAUAACUUAUCUGACACAUGUCAGACUAUCUACAUGUCUGACUAAGCAGACAACCAAUCAUGAUCAUACUCGACCACACAUCACCUCACUCACGAAGUUUGAUCGUAUGACUUUAGUUUUGGGUCUAUUUAAAAAGAUUUCGCUUGUUUUCGUUCCCUGGACGAUCUUCGCCUUGCUUCUGGUUCCAGCUCAUUUUUUCUCAUUACAACUUGUAGUGACGGUGGGAUAUUAAAUGUAUCACAUAAUACUUCCAUUGGUGAAGCUUUGGGUUUAGAUGACUCAAACAUUUUUUCUGUCUCGCAGUUGAUUGGUGUGUCUAAUAAUUAGUGUAUUUUCGACCAUCACUUCAUACAGUACGGCCCUACGUCUUUUUUUAAUACAUCCAAAAAUCCAUCUGUAUUAAAAAAAGACGUAGGGCCGUACUGUAUGAAGUGAUGGUCGAAAAUACACUAAUUAUUAGACACACCAAUCAACUGCGAGACAGAAAAAAUGUUUGAGUCAUCUAAACCCAAAGCUUUACCAAUGGAAGUAUUAUGUGAUACAUUUAAUAUCCCACCGUCACUACAAGUUGUAAUGAGAAAAAAUGAGCUGGAACCAGAAGCAAGGCGAAGAUCGUCCAGGGAACGAAAACAAGCGAAAUCUUUUUAAAUAGACCCAAAACUAAAGUCAUACGAUCAAACUUCGUGAGUGAGGUGAUGUGUGGUCGAGUAUGAUCAUGAUUGGUUGUCUGCUUAGUCAGACAUGUAGAUAGUCUGACAUGUGUCAGAUAAGUUAUAUAUUCCUUUAUUCUUAUCAUUGCAACACACUUAUUAUUGUUUGUUCAUUGUUGUGGAUUGUGACGGGUUUUGGUGUGGGAAUAUAUUAACGUUGUGGUCAGACUAAUUACAUGUUCUUGAUCUUAGUUGUGUUGACGUCCUGUAGAGUAGACACUGGGAGGGGUCUGGUGUAGAUAAUCGUUUAAAGUAAAUCAACGUCCCAUACGUGUAACGUGGAAACCCAACCGUUAUAAAAAUAGACGAAGUAAAUCGCGAGCGUUAUAACAUUCAUUCCCGUAUGUUCUAUAGAGUGAAGCAUAAAAUUAAAGUGUUCAUAAUACUAAUUGUAUAUACUAUAUAGUGUAGCUGAAUUUCAUUUCUUUGCAUUUUCCCAAAUGUUGCAAACUUUCUAGUUGAUUGGAAAGACACUCGACUCUGUAUUGUUACAUGUCUCCGUGACGUCAUUAUUCUGCGUGUUGAUUUCUACAGUCUGGUAUUUUAAGUGAAAUUAAACAUUUCUCUAAACAAUAGUAGUUGGUCUAAAUGAAUUUGAACACUCUUCCUGUUCAAUCGUUUAUUUAGUUUUCAGUUUCAUAUUUUCCAUUAACUUGCGUUUAAAUAUAUUUUGUAUAUAUUGGUUUGACAUCGCAAAAGUUAGACUUCACACUUUCAGUGUAUGGAAGAAAAAAGCAAUUCAAGUGUUUCCGUGGCCUCCUUAUCAAAAGAUGUAAAGAGUUGGAAAUAUCGUAACAACCAUUCCAAGUUUAUCACCUCAACUCCGAUUAAUUGUCAAAAUCAUCGGAAUAUUUCAUCCGUAAAACAGGAAUCGAAGAUCUCGUUUUCAAUAAAUGAACGCCUAACAGAUUUAUUAAAUAAAAUUCUUCCUUUAAAAAAGAAAUGGAGCACAAAUUUCCAUCAGUCAUGUAUUGUUUUCACAAAUCUGGCUACAAAUAUUUGUAAAAUCCUAUCAGGUUCAUUAUCCUUUGAGAAUCAUGAUGAUUCUGUCACUUACGGAUUGUGUAAUCUAUAUUUAAAUGAUAAUUUAGAACAAAUGACAAAACUUCGUGAUGGUCAGAUUUUGGAAACCUAUUAUGAUAAACUAAAUGAAUGUAUAAAAGAUAUGGAAGAUUGUGGCGUACGGCUAAAGUCUAUGCUAGACCAAUUGAAUGCUUUGAGACAACUAAGUCAAAAUGAAUCAAUUUACCAACAGUAUGCCACAUGCCAAUCGACAUUGGACUCAUCCGUAAAAGUAAAAAGUGAUUCUGCACUAGAUGAUAACAGUUUGUCUACUUUAAAUUCGACUCGAUCAUAUCCAUUAACAUCAUUAAAACAACAAACACAACAACGGAAGUUCAGGGAGACUUACUUAUGCGAAAUAUUGAACAUUGAAAUAAACGGACUAAUCAAACAAAUUGAACGUGAUUCAAGCAUUCGAAAAUAUUUAGUGAAAAUUAUAUUACCUAGCACUUCACAUUAUUUUCAAGUGAAUACUUUUGUUCAGGAUAAUGAUGAUGCUGUCCUAACAAAAUUUGUGUCAAUUUGGCGUCAUUUUGGACAAUAUGUUUCAUGGUUUACUGUUAUAUCAAUGUCUGAGCAUAUUUUGAAAACUUUCAAUAAUACAAACUGAAUGAAUUCAUAUAGAAUCAUGUAUAUAUUUAUGCACCUUUUUUGUACCAGAAAUGAGUAUAUUAUUUUUGCUG